CGCGGGGAGGGCGGGGCCGGUCGCUCUGCGUCUUGCGGGCUCGACGUCGUCCGAGCGGCCCCUGGGUGACGCCGCCGCCGGGGACCCUGCGCGCGGGGCUUGUUUUUAGCCCGCCGCCCGGCCGGGGCGUCGCUGGGGGUUCCCGGCUCUGGGCCCGGGACUCGCGGCCCCGCGGGAGGGGCGCAGUUACCGGCGGGGACGGCUCCAGGACCUCAGUGCUGCCGGAGUCCGACACGCCCCCUCCUUCCCCCCCCUCCCCUCCCCUCCCCUCCGGGGCUCGGCCUCGCGCGCCCCCUCCCCUCCGGUGUUCCCCGCCUGUCGAGCGUGGGCGUGAUGUGCUGGCGGGGGCGGCCGGUGUUCCGGGAGACUUAAUCACGUGACACAAAUCUUUGCCGCUUGGCGACUCCAGGCCAAACCUGGAGGGUUGGCAGCUCUCAUACCGGCCUGUGUCCAGCUGCUGCCGGGAGAGGGGACUUUGGCCCAGGCCUGGCCCCACCCCUCUCCCCCGGGCAGUGCCUGUCGCAUCUCUGCGGGGCUUCCGGAGCAAACAGUGUCAAAAAGAAAAACAAGCUGCCUCAUAACUGAGCGUAGGGGCGGCCUUCUGAUCAGGUUAUUGGUGUUAUUGAGAGGGUGAUAGCUCCCAAAAUGUGCUAGGCCUUUCCAGACACAGAGCGCUCGGGUCCUGUCCAGAAGAGCAGGGCAGUGGAGUUACUGCUCCAUGUCACAGAGAGACAAAAUAAAGAGUUCCGAAGAAACAUCAGCAAAAUUAGCAGGCACAUUUUAAAGUACUAAUUAUUGUUUCACCCUGAGUGUUUAACUUUUUUAAAUUUGGUCGUCCUCUCUCCCAUACAGCUGCAUCAGCCAAAGGAAAAAAAAAUGACAUCUCUAGGGAAGAAAACCGACUGUGCCUCGUCACCCAUCCGUGGACCUGGAGAUGGCAUGGAAACUGAGCAGCCACCUAAAACUGUGGAAGUAAUUGCUGGAGCCCACAAUGCAAGUCGUCAUGCCCAUCACAGUCCACACAAGAAAGCUAUCUCUUCCCUGAGUCCCGGAGUUCUCCAACUCGGGAAAAUACAUAGUGAUAAGUCAGUGGAGAUUGAAGCUGUUCGAAUACUGGUUCCCAAAGCUGCUAUAACUCAUGUUGUUCCUACCAAAAAUGCUAAGGUGUCUAAAUCCCUGGGACACCAUAAAGGAGAGGAUUUCAGCCAGUCAGAUGGAGUCAUAGAACCCAAGAAAGAGCUGUUGGAUCUAAAAAAUGCAGUAGAAAAGCUCAAGAAUUCAGAAAGGAGAUUGCUACAGGAUAAAGAAGGUCUUUCCAACCAGUUACGUGUACAGACAGAGGUGAAUCGAGAGCUGAAGAAGUUACUUAUUGCUUCUGUUGGGGAUGACCUGCAAUAUCACUUUGAACGCAUGGCUCGUGAGAAAAAUCAGUUGAUCCUAGAAAAUGAGGCCCUAGGCCGGAAUACAUCUCAGCUGUCUGAACAGUUAGAGCGGAUGUCUAUACAGUGUGAUGUGUGGCGCAGCAAAUUCCUAGCAAGCAGAGUCAUGGCUGAUGAGCUAACCAAUGCCAGAGCAAUUCUUCAGCGCCAAACCCGGGAUGCACAGAGUGCAAUUCAGGAUCUGUUGAGUGAACGUGACCAGUUCCGUCAAGAAAUGAUUGAUACACAGAAAUUGUUAGAAGAGCUGCUGGUUUCUCUACAGUGGGGGAGGCAGCAGACUUAUUAUCCUAGUGCUCAACCCCACACUACAGCAGAGCUAGCAGCAGUGAACCAUAAACUGGCUAAAGCAGUGAGCUCCCACCUUCUUGGAAAUGUUGGCACUAACACUCCAAAAAAGGCUUCCCCACCAACAGAGUUCUGCAACACUCCUGCUGAGAAAAUGGCUGAAAUGGUGCUGCGAGUGUUGGAUCCAGUUGCCUGUACUGAAGCAUCACCAGAAGUUCCCUUUUCUGAGCCUUCCCCACCCUCCUUCCUUUCUACAAAGAAGAACAUUGGUCGGUUUCACCCAUACACCAGAUAUGAAAAUAUAACUUUCAACUGCUGCAAUCAUUGCCAGGGAGAACUGAUAGCCCUUUAAAAUCAUUGUGCUGAAGACAAAAAGCCAGUGUGUCUGUAGAUAUGCUAACUUUUUGCUGAAUGACACUAGUGAUUUAUCCAUUUGGAUUUCCUUCUUUGCUAUUAUCUUCCUGGGGGUUUGUUACGCUAGAAACAAUGUACUUUUUACUUCCUAUACCUCUCAUGCUUAGGGACCAUCUACAAUCUGUGGUGAGAUCAUAGCUUCUACAAGGCUGGAAUAUGGUUAAUGCUCCCAUCUACAAGGGCAAGACCAAAAUGUUACAACAUAAAUUUACACAAUUUAUAGUGUAAAUAGCUCCUUAGAUAUGUAGGAUUUGUAAUAAUAUUAUGAAACCUUAAUGGAUUUCUGCUCAGGGGAAGACAAAACCAUGAAACUAUUUAGGAACAUAGACAAGUGAUGCAUCCACUUGAAACCUCUGAAUAGUGCUUCCUUUAAAAGGGAGUUGAAAUAAAUGCUAAAGUGAGAAAGGUUGAUUUAUUAUUUAAGUAUUUUCAUUUUAAAAAGGGCAAUAGAAAGCACAAUCAUUUCUAUGUGGUUUAAUUUUUCUGUGUAGUGUUACUCAGUUUGCUGUGGUGCUAUGGUCAAGUAUUUAUAGUCCUAAUUAAGUUAAAGGAUCAGAUGCAAUUAACAUUGUGGGUCUUCAAGUUCAGAAGGGGGCAGCAGGGCCCUUACCUUGAUGGAAAAGGGUAGAGAAGCCUCUUUAAGAAGAAACUUGAAUGAAAUUGAAAGGUGUUGGUGCUGAAUGGAGUAUGGAACCUAAUGUGCAUGACAGUUAUUUCUGUGUGUACAUGAGGUUGAAACAAGUGGAUUAGAAGCAUUUUAACUCCUAGAACCAAGCUGCUGCCUAGCUGAUGCAGCAAAGAUUGAUGUAGCUCCUUUAGUGCAUAGUUUUAAAAACAAACUUACCCUAUGCUUAGAGGCAAGAUACUACACAUGAAAAUCUUUCAUAGGUAUUAUACCCGUGGAAGGGCCUGCAUCAUCAAAUACUAUGUAUGCAUAAGUAGUGACAGAGCAUACUAUAUUUUUACUCAUCUGGCUUUAUUAGGUUAAUGAGACAAAUUCAAAGUAUGUACUAGUAACCAGCCUGCCGAAUACAGCCCAAGAAGACAGCUUGCAGGGUUCUUCUCUGCUUGCUUAUUUACAAGUUAGACAGGAUAUGAGUCUUCUACCAUAUGUUAGUGAGCUUUUGAGCUCUUUUUGAACAAAAGUCAUUCAUAGAAAAAUCAUGCUGGUAUCUUGCAGCACACCAGUAUCCUGCCACCCCCAACAGACACAGUAUGCAUAGCCAUGCUAUGUAAUUAAGGAAAAGGUCUCUAAACCAGUCACUAACACUUUUUUUGGUAAAUCUAGUACUGUAUACCAGGUAUAAAAGGCAUAAGUUUUUUGACUGUUACUCUUGGCCAUGCUUUGGCCUCUGCAAUUAAUAUGUUACAAUAAACAUUCUCUACCUACUUUUAUCAUGAA
This is a messenger RNA of Chelonia mydas (Green sea turtle), 3540 nucleotides long. It is a transcript of the gene BLZF1, whose product is annotated as basic leucine zipper nuclear factor 1. NCBI's taxonomy places the organism in Eukaryota, Metazoa, Chordata, Testudines, Cheloniidae. Gene Ontology annotation, cellular component: Golgi membrane. The coding region runs from base 877 to 2076 and encodes 399 amino acids. Gene Ontology annotation, biological process: Golgi organization; Golgi to plasma membrane protein transport. The record is from RefSeq and is a predicted model, not a curated record. The transcript is spliced from 6 exons.